AUGCCCAUUAAGAGGAUAUGUUGUAUAGGGGCGGGGUAUGUUGGGGGUCCGUCGUGUGCUGUUAUAGCCAGUAAAUGUCCUGAUGUCCAGGUGACGGUGGUUGAUCUUAGUGAAGAAAGAAUUAGACAAUGGAAUUCAGAUCAUCUUCCACUGUAUGAGCCUCAGUUAGACGAUGUAGUAAAGUCAUGUCGUGAAAGAAAUCUAUGGUUCUCUACUGAUGUUGACAAGGCUAUUAUAGAAGCUGAGUUAAUCUUUAUCUGUGUUAAUACACCAACUAAAUUAUUUGGUAUUGGGAAGGGUAGAGCAGCAGAUCUAAAGUAUAUAGAAUCAGCAGCAAGAAGAAUAGCUACAGUAGCCAAGAGUUCUAAGAUAGUAGUAGAAAAAUCAACAGUACCAGUCAAAGCUGCUGAGAGUAUCACAAAUAUUCUACAGGCCAACGUCAAACCUGGUGUUAAAUAUCAGGUUUUAUCAAACCCUGAAUUUCUAGCGGAAGGUACGGCAAUAUCAGAUUUAGUUUCUCCCGACCGUGUUCUGAUUGGUGGAGAGAAGACAGAUCAAGGGAGAGAAGCAGUAGAAGCAUUAUGUUGGAUUUAUGAACACUGGAUACCAAAAGAACAAAUCAUAGUCAUGAACACUUGGUCUUCAGAACUCUCUAAAUUGGCAGCUAAUGCUUUCCUAGCCCAGAGAAUCUCCAGUAUUAAUGCUAUAUCAGCUAUAUGUGAGGCAACAGGAGCUGAUGUAUCAGAAGUAGCAGGGGCUAUCGGUACUGACAGUCGUAUCGGCUCCAAAUUCUUAAAGGCUAGUGUAGGAUUUGGUGGAAGUUGUUUUCAGAAAGAUGUAUUAAAUCUAGUCUAUUUAUGUGAAUGUUUGAAUUUACCAGAAGCUGCAGCCUACUGGCAACAGGUAGUAGAUAUUAAUGACUAUCAGAGAAAGAGAUUUGCUUUAAGAAUAGUGGAGAGUUUAUUUAAUACUGUCACAGAUAAAAAUAUCACCAUAUUAGGUUUUGCUUUUAAAAAAGAUACAGGGGAUACCAGGGAGUCGGCUGCCAUUUAUCUGAGUAAAUAUUUAUUGGAUGAAGAGGCUAAAAUUAGAAUUUACGACCCAAAGGUUGAAAAGGAACAAAUGUUGAGAGAGUUAACAUCCCCAAUGAUCUCAGAUAAUCCUGACAGAGUAUCCAAACUAGUAACUAUCUAUGAUGAUGUGUAUGAAGCAGCUAAAGGUAGUCAUGCUCUAGUACUAUGUACAGAAUGGGAUGAAUUUAAGACAUUGGAUUACAAAAGAAUAUACGCCGAUAUGUUAAAACCAGCGUUUAUUUUUGAUGGAAGAAUUAUCCUGGACCAUGAGGCGUUGAUGGAAAUUGGUUUUCACGUAGAGACUAUUGGAAAACGGUUGACACGGAAACCAGUCCAUAGACCUAUAGCACCCUGUACACAAUGA
Messenger RNA from Lottia gigantea (owl limpet), 1437 nucleotides. RefSeq lists its product as hypothetical. The transcript has 11 exons. Lineage: Eukaryota; Metazoa; Mollusca; Gastropoda; Lottiidae. The record is from RefSeq and is a predicted model, not a curated record. Gene Ontology annotation, biological process: glycosaminoglycan biosynthetic process. Gene Ontology annotation, molecular function: UDP-glucose 6-dehydrogenase activity; NAD binding. The coding region runs from base 1 to 1437 and encodes 478 amino acids. Gene Ontology annotation, cellular component: nucleus; cytosol.